Molecule: messenger RNA, 2155 nt
Organism: Acipenser ruthenus (sterlet)
Lineage: Eukaryota; Metazoa; Chordata; Actinopteri; Acipenseriformes; Acipenseridae
Product: protein NDRG1-like
Exons: 16
Coding region: 167-1354 (395 amino acids)
Biological process (GO): signal transduction
Cellular component (GO): cytoplasm
Source: RefSeq, a predicted model, not a curated record
AGAGUAUAUCCGCUUGCCAGCUGCAAAAAGUAAACAGGCAGAGACUACUGAUAGAAGUAAAACAAGGACACGGUGUGAUUACUAGAAACACAAUUGUUGUGUUUAUUGCAUUAAGGACAGUUUUUCAUCAACGUUUUCCGGGCUAUUUGAAAAGGUAGAUCCCAUCAUGACGACUGAAAAGCAAAUGCUGGUUGACAGAGAAUUGCCGGGGCUAAGAGAAGCCAUGCAAGUGUUUGUCACCAAGGAACAUGAUAUCGAGACCCCACAUGGUGUGAUCCAUGUCACCAUGCAAGGACUACCCAAAGGAAAUAGACCUGUCAUCUUGACCUACCAUGAUAUUGGACUGAAUCAUAAGUCUUGCUUCAACUCCCUCUUCAACUUCGAGGACAUGCAUGAAAUUACCCAGCACUUCGCAGUGUGUCAUGUGGAUGCUCCAGGGCAGCAAGAAGAAGCCCCUGCCUUUCCACUAGGGUAUAAUUAUCCAUCUAUGGACCAGCUUUCUGAUGUGCUUCCACUGGUUCUCAACAAUUUGGGUCUGAAAAGUGUUAUUGGAAUGGGUAUUGGUGCUGGUGCCUACAUCCUAUGUAAAUUUGCGCUAAAUCACCCUGAAUUGGUGGAAGGAAUGGUGCUCAUUAACAUUAAUCCCUGUGCAGAAGGAUUGAUCGACUGGGCAGCUAAUAAGAUUUCUGGAUGGGCACAUGCUCUGCCAGAAUCAAUCAUUACUCAUCUGUUCGGAAAGGAAGAAAUCCAUAACAACCAUGACUUGAUCCAAACAUACCGACAACUUAUCACCAAUGAGAUCAACCAAAGCAAUCUUCAGCUCUUUGUAAACUCAUACAACAGCCGAAGAGAUCUUGAAAUCGAACGACCUAUUCCUGGACAAUCAAACGUGAAAACCUUGAAAUGUCCUACACUUCUGGUUGCUGGAGACAGCUCACCAGCUGUUGAUGCUGUGGUGGAAUGCAACUCUAAACUGGACCCAACAAAGACUACUCUUCUGAAGAUGGCAGAUUGUGGAGGGCUACCUCAGGUUGAUCAGCCUGCAAAACUUACAGAAGCCUUUAAAUACUUCAUACAGGGCAUGGGCUACAUGCCCUCAGCCAGUAUGACCAGACUUGUCAGGUCGCGCACUGCUUCUGGCUCCAGUGUGACCUCUAUGGAGGGGAACCGGAGCCGAGCCCACACCGGUGAAGGCACGAGGAGCCGCUCUCACACUGGAGAGGGCAGUAGGAACCGCACCCACACCUCGGACGGCACUCGCAGCCGCUCGCACACUGACACCAACAUCGAAUCCAACUCCUCCCAUGGGACUGCGGAUCCGACCGUCCCCAAGACUAUGGAGCUGUCCUGUUAAACCACAUCCACAUCCUGCUUAAAAAAACAAACAAAAGAAACCCUGUAGACCGUUAUCUGUGCUCCACUGCUGCUUGUCACGAAACGAAGGUUCAACCCGACUCAACCAAAGGAUUUCUUUGUAUUGUUUUGUCUCCUGUUCUGUUUUUAAUUACAGAUCAACUGAGAGAUGUGCAGUUUCUUUCUUUACUUGCUAUGCCCUGCUCAGUUUUUAGUUUAUGCCCAAAAGCACAAUGACCAUAAAUGGCUUGUAAAAAAAAAUUGCCAAUAACUUCCUUUUAUUGGCUGUCUUUAAAAUUGGAGCCAUAUCAAGCUCAAUAGUCUGAAAAUAGUUACUUUUUCUAAUCGGAGCAGGGCAGUUGAUAAAUUUAAUUGUUUUUUUCUAGUUGUUGAGAUAGUAACUGCAUUUCAUUGUUUACUCAGAUCUCUUUGUUUUUGUUUUAUAGAAAACCCUGCUUUUUCAGCAGUGGGGUAUGCUUCUGACAAUCUGCAACUACUUUCUUGGUGGAAUUGAGAUCGAUAAUGCUUUUGAAGCUUGGUUAUCUUUUGUAAAUGGCUAAAAAAUGAGGCUUAGUGUUUUGCAGUGGUUUUGGCCACCUUGGAAUGGUGGCAAAUGCCCUCAGCUACACUACACUGUUUCCAAUGUUUGGUUAACUGAUUUUUCUUUUUAUUAUCCAUUACAUAACAGAACGUUAAUGUCUUUGUAGUUCAUAAGCUUUAAAUUCCAGUUUGCUUUAGGUUUUAAAUGUUCUUGUCAUUGUAACGUCCUUCAUGGAAAUUGCAUUUUUAAAGCUUUUCUUGU